AUGGUGGCUUUCGGUUGCGUGCCACUCCCGCGCGCUCAGAACCCUGUCGUUACGACAGACGAGGGCGAGCCUCUCAUUCUCCCGCCGCUCAAAUUCGAUGGUCAUAAAGCGGCUGCAGACCGACACUCCUCGCAGAUAUUUAUGGCGGAUGGGGACGUGGUCCUCGCUAGACGACUCUACCAUGCGUCAUAUCAAGUAUUCCAUUUGGAGGCUUCACAGGGGACCCUGGAUACGCUCCGGGCGGGUACGCUUCUCAUCAAGUUUGCGAGUUUGUUAGGGUACCGACUGGAAGCUUCUUCACUUGUCAGCUAUAUCGUGCGAAAAGCACAAAUUCAGAGUUGA
This is a messenger RNA of Cryptococcus amylolentus CBS 6039, 342 nucleotides long. RefSeq lists its product as hypothetical. The transcript has 2 exons. The coding region runs from base 1 to 342 and encodes 113 amino acids. The record is from RefSeq and is a predicted model, not a curated record. Lineage: Eukaryota; Fungi; Basidiomycota; Tremellomycetes; Tremellales; Cryptococcaceae.